Ostreobium quekettii is the source of this 630-nucleotide messenger RNA. The record is from the annotation of a GenBank genome assembly. NCBI's taxonomy places the organism in Eukaryota, Viridiplantae, Chlorophyta, Ulvophyceae, Bryopsidales, Ostreobiaceae.
AUGUUCGCGUGUGAAGAAGAACCUGAAGAAUGGCGGCGUGGGACAGAACAUGUCCUGGUGUCAGAGCGAGAGCCAAAGCAAGGGCUGUCAAGUUUGAAGUGGGAACAGGUCCCAAGUCAGGUUCUUUGUCGCGGGUCGACCAAACACCUGGGUGUGGUGGGCUGGGAAGAAAACAAUGUACGAGUUUGUAGGAGAGGCAGGCGCGGAGCCGUUGGGCCCCUGUGCCUGGAGGCGGACCCGACUGUGCGCAUGUUCAGUACUGCUGGGGUGCGUCCAGUCGUCAGAGGGGUGUGGGACAUGUGGUGUAGCGUGUGUAUGUACAAGGGAGUCUGUCAAGUGGGAACAGGGCCAUGGCGGGCCAGGGCCAGCAAGCAGGGCGGGCCUCAGGAAACAAGCGGAAAACGCGUGGAUGGGAGGGCGACGGCGUUUGUCGUGUGGCAGCAAGGAGUUGGGAACACGGCGCUGUGCCCAGGCGCGGGCCGGUGCAGGCUCUUGGCCUCCGCUCCUGCUUUUCUUGUGUGCGUGGGCGCAGCUGUGCACAUUCCAUCGGAGUCGCUGCGGGCUGUGCAUCCACCGUGGCGCCCCGCCCAAUUGGGGGUAGUUUAUCGAGAGGAUAUGCUGUCAACGUGA